AUGACUAAGUUAAUGAAAAAAACUGUUAAAAGAAAACACACAGCACUAGAGGAAGUGGCUGAAAAGUCUCCAGAACCUUUACCAGCCGUUAGAAACUCUGAAGAGCCUAUUCAGAAAAAGAGGAAAUGGACCAACAAGCAGCGAGUGUUGGUCUUUGCGUCUAGAGGUAUAAAUCAUCGCGAUAGGCAUUUGAUGGAGGACAUAAAGAAAAUGAUGCCCCACCAUAAACCUGAAUCGAAAAUGGAACGAUCCAAAACUCUAAGCGUUGUAAAUGAGCUUUGUGAAAUGAAAAAUUGUAACAAAGCCAUCAUGUUUGAAGGCAGGAAAAAGCAAGACUUGUACAUGUGGCUUUCAAAUGUGCCUAAUGGACCUAGUGCAAAAUUUUUAGUUGAAAAUGUUUCUACGAUGGCCGAAUUAAAACUUACUGGAAAUUGUUUGAGAGGUUCAAGACCUUUGCUGAGUUUUGACAAAAACUUCCAGAAUGAACCCCAAUAUAGUUUAUUGAAGGAAUUAUUAACACAAAUUUUUGGUGUUCCAAAACAUCAUCCAAAAAGUCAGCCUUUCUUCGAUCAUGUCUAUACCUUUACGAUUUUAGACCAUAGGAUUUGGUUUAGGAACUUCCAAAUCUUAUCUGAGGAUGGUGCAGUGGCAGAAAUCGGUCCUAGAUUUGUACUAAACCCUGUAAAAAUAUUCUCUGGUAGUUUUUCUGGACAAGCUCUGUGGGAAAACCCUCAUUAUUUGAGUCCGGCAAGGUACAGGCAUCAAGUACGACUCCAAGCAAAGAACAAGUAUUUAGACAGAGUUCAGCAAAAAACUAAUGCAGAAAUCAACAAGCCCGAUGGUUCAACAAAGCCAAAAAUACCCUUGGAGGACAUUUUUAAAGGAGACCCAGUAGAAAAAGCCGAAGAAUUGAAUAAAGAACAGGAACUAGAAAAGACCAAGGAGAAAAAAAUGGCGAAAAAGAAGAAAGUUUUGAAGAAAGGAGGUACAAAAGUUUUGGUAUCUAAAGCUAAGAAAGUUAAGAAGUAA
Molecule: messenger RNA, 1029 nt
Organism: Sitophilus oryzae (rice weevil)
Lineage: Eukaryota; Metazoa; Arthropoda; Insecta; Coleoptera; Curculionidae
Product: ribosome biogenesis protein BRX1 homolog
Exons: 4
Coding region: 1-1029 (342 amino acids)
Biological process (GO): ribosomal large subunit assembly; rRNA processing
Cellular component (GO): nucleolus
Molecular function (GO): rRNA binding
Source: RefSeq, a predicted model, not a curated record